AUGGCGUCUCUCACAAGAACAAGAAAGAAGAUUAAAAAGCCUAGGUCGAGAAAGGGUGGUCAGGAUGUCUCGGUUUUGAUGUCUCUUCCUAAUGAUCUUUUGUUGGAAGUGAUAGCGAAGGUUGCUUCGAAUUCAUUCGACGAUCUAUGCCGCAUUAGGCAAAGUUGCAAGGAGUUCAACAAGGCUGGACAGCACGACUACAUUUUCGAACACGUAUCUAUAGACAAGUUUCCAUUCAUUCCUUUGAGAAGGAAGGAAGAAUUUUCGGAAUUUUUGGGACGUUGUGGAAAAUGUGGCAAUGCGGAGGCCCUGUAUAGACAAGGGGUGGUGCGACUUUUCAACUUGAAGGAAUUCGAUUUUGAAUCGGGAUUUGAGUGUUUGAAGAAAGCUGCAGCUAAAGGUCACAAAGAAGCAAUGUAUGUCUAUGGGGUGUUCUUAGUUUGUGUAGGAGGUGAAGCGAAGCAACAAGGUGUCCAGUGCUUAUCUAGUCUUAAUCGUGAAGAUUUAAGCGAAUCAAGAGAAAGGACAAUGACUUGCAUCCGAAGUAUGUGGGCGAACAAUGUCAUUAUAGGUGCAAUGCUCGCUUACAGUGCUCGUGUUAAAACAUGCAGUCAAUGUGGAAAUGUACAAGAUAAUUUCGUAAGCAAACGAGGCUGGGAUGAUCUUUACGACGAAAGUGAUAACUUAAGUGGGUGUGAUUCAUGCAAAAUGAAUCGAGAAGUAAAUAUAUUUUGUGAUAGAUUACGUGGUUGCACAAAAGUAAAUUUAGUAUAA
This is a messenger RNA of Argentina anserina (silverweed cinquefoil), 774 nucleotides long. RefSeq names its product putative F-box protein At1g67623. Bases 1 to 774 code for a protein of 257 amino acids. The record is from RefSeq and is a predicted model, not a curated record. The transcript has a single exon. Gene Ontology annotation, molecular function: protein binding. NCBI's taxonomy places the organism in Eukaryota, Viridiplantae, Streptophyta, Magnoliopsida, Rosales, Rosaceae.